UGGGCGUGGCCUGGUAUUGCUCCUCAGGGCGCUGAGAUGUGCCGUCAGCAUGGGCAGUAAGAUGGCGGCUGCCACUAGAGUCAUACAGGUAAUCAAGCCACAUACUCCCUUAAUAAAGUUCCCAGACCGAAAAAGUAGUCCCAGACUUAAAAUACUGGAAUCUCUACAAACAAGUAUGCCAUCGCCUGGUGCUUCAAAAGCACAGGAGUCUGUAGAAGGCAGAUCACCAGGAUUUCAAAAUAUUUCACCUGUUAGUAGAGUACAAGGUAUACCAGACACUUCUGAAUUAACAAGAACCUUACCUCAGAAAUACAGACGAAAACUAAUGUCAGAUGAAGAGAUUGAAUAUAUUCAACGUGGAGGUCCAGAAUAAAUAUAGAAGAUUAUUUGCCACUGUUGAAGAAUGAAAUGUUAUAUUCACAAUAAAGGCAUUUCCUUAAUUUUAUGAUUGA
Poecile atricapillus (Black-capped chickadee) is the source of this 452-nucleotide messenger RNA. RefSeq names its product alpha-ketoglutarate dehydrogenase component 4-like. The coding region runs from base 50 to 373 and encodes 107 amino acids. The record is from RefSeq and is a predicted model, not a curated record. The transcript has 4 exons. Gene Ontology annotation, biological process: 2-oxoglutarate metabolic process. NCBI's taxonomy places the organism in Eukaryota, Metazoa, Chordata, Aves, Passeriformes, Paridae.